CUGCGGCCCCUGACCCGCCUGCUCCAAGGGGAAUAUCGGGAGAAAACCCCGAUCCACCUACGCCAGAGCGAAUAUGGGGAGAAAACCCAGAUCCGCCUGCUCCAGAGCGAAUAUGGGGAGAAAACCCCGAUCCGCCUGCUCCAGGGGGAGUAUCAGGAACAACCCCCGAUCCGCCUGCUCCGGAGGGAAUAUCAGGAGAAAACUCCGAUCUGCCUGCUCCAGAGGGAAUAUCGGGAGAAAACCCCCAUCUGCCUGCUCCGGAGGGAAUAUAGGGAGAAAACCCCUUUCUGCCUGCUCCAGAGGGAAUAUCGGGAGCUGCCGCUGCCGGGGCAGCGCUGGGGAAGGACACAGCACCUGCCUCCCCGCCGGUUUUUAAGUAAUAAACCCAAAUCCAGGCGCUAUCCCAAAACGUUCCCAGUUCUAGACGGACGUGUCCCCGCCGUGUACCAACACGUGUUCCAAGAGAAUUUAAGGAACAGCGAGGCUGUGAUUAAAAGGCUGUCCCCGCUGGCAGGGCUGCACCUGCCCUACGGGAAUGUCCCUGCUGCCGGCUGCCUCACGGGAAUUGGCAGAAUCUGUGGGAUCUGGUGUGUCUUCUUUGCGGCUGAUGCCACUGUGAAAGGAGGAACCAUUUACCCAAUUGGAGUGAAAAAGCAGCUGAGGGCCCAGGAAAUUGCCAUGGAGAACAGGCUGCUGUCUGUGCACCUGGUGGACAGUGGGGGAGCCUUCCUGCCCCUGCAGUCAGAGCUGUUUCCUGACAAGCUGCACGGUGGCAGGGUUUUCUACAACGAGGCAAUCAUGUCUGCCAUGGGGAUCCCUCAGGUGGCCGUGGUGUGUGGCUCCUGCGUGGCUGGAGGUGCCUACGUGCCCACCAUGGCCGAGGAAUCCGUGAUCAUUGAUAAGAUUGGGAUGCUGUUCCUCGCUGGGCCGCCCCUGGUGAAAGCUGCCACGGGAGAAGAUGUCUCUCCUGAGGAGCUUGGAGGAGCCAGGCUGCACUCACAAGUCAGUGGCUGCAGUGACCAUUUUGCACCCUCAGAAAAGGAGGCCUAUGAGUGCAUUCGUAAUAUUGUCUCUACCUUAAACUGUGAGCCAGUGCCAGAGCAGGGCAGGGAGCCUGACAGUCCCUUGUACAGCCCUGAGGAGCUCCUGGGCCUGGCACCACUGGCUUACAGCUGCACUCUUCCUGUCAAACUGAUCCUGAGCCGGCUGCUGGAUGGAAGCAGAUUCCAGGAAUUCAAGGCUGCCUAUGGGACAACAUUGGUGACAGGAUUUGGCCAUGUGCAAGGGCACUUGGUGGGGAUAGUGGCCAGCAAUGGGGAGCUGGCUCACGAUGCUGCUCUCAAGGGCAGCCACUUUGUCCAGCUCUGUGGCCAGAGGAGAAUUCCCAUCCUCUUCCUCCAAAACACUGCUCCACAGCCAGCAGGGCCUGCAAGCAUCUCACAGGCAGAGGCUCAUUCCAACAGGCUGAAGGCCCAGGCCUCCAUGAUGGCUGCAGUUGCCUGUGCUGCUGUUCCCAAAAUCACCAUUGUCUUUGGAGGCUGUUUUGGGAGUGACAGCUACGCCAUGUGUGGGAGAUCGUUCAGCCCAAACUUUCUGUUCCUGUGGCCCAAUGCAAGGGUUGGUCUUGUGGAUUCUCAGAAUUUCCCCACAGUUCCACCAGCUGGGGACUGGACAGGAGAGGAGCUGGAGCUAAAACAGCUGAAGGCAAAGCUAGAGGAAGAAAGCAGUGCCUUUUACUCCUCGGCCAGGCUCUGGGAUGAUGGGAUCAUCCUACCUCAAGACACCAGGAAGGUGAUUGCCCAGUGCUUGGAGAUCAUGGAACAGAAGAAGUACCAGGCUGUGUCCCCCCAUCCCCAUCCCAUCAUCAGGAUGUAACUGCAGCCCCCUCAAACCAGAAC
This is a messenger RNA of Zonotrichia albicollis (white-throated sparrow), 1898 nucleotides long. The record is from RefSeq and is a predicted model, not a curated record. Lineage: Eukaryota; Metazoa; Chordata; Aves; Passeriformes; Passerellidae.